AUGUCGGCUGCCAGCCACCUGGAUGAGCUGCAGUUGCAGCGGCUGGAUGAGAUGUGCAUUGUCAUUGAUGAAAAUGACCGCAUCCUCGGGGCUGAGACCAAGAAGAACUGCCAUCUUCGGGAGAACAUCGACAAAGGACUGCUGCACCGAGGCUUCUCCGUGGUUAUCUUCAACACAGAUGAUGAGCUCCUGCAUGGGACACUCCUGAGGGAUGACCUCUGGGACUGCUCAUGCAAACAGCCCCCUCCCAUAGGCCACUUCUCCGACUCAUGCUCCAGUCACCCACUGUUCACCCCAGAAGAGUGUGAGGACAAGGACAAGCUGGGAGUGCGGCGAGCAGCCCUACGCCGGCUGCUGGCAGAACUGGGAAUUCCCCCAGAUCAGAUCUGCCUGCAGGACAUCAUCUUCAUGUCUCGGAUGUAUCACCACAGCCCGUCUGACGAGGUCUGGGGGGACCACGAAGUGGGCUACCUCCUGUUCGUGAGGAAGAACCUCACAGUGAAGCCCGAUCCCCGGGAAGUCAAGAGCUACCACUACAUGAACAAGGAGCAGCUGGCCGAGCUCCUGGACAGGGCAGCGAAGGGCCAGGAGCGGGUCACACCCUGGUUCCGUACCAUUGUUGAGGGCUACCUGUUCCGUUGGUGGGAACACCUGAAGGAUGUGUCCCAGUUUGUGGAGCCUGACACCAUCCACAGGCCGGAAGGCACACGCAGCCCUGGCCAGCCCCCGAUGGAGGGCGGAGUGGGGUCCCUGCCCCCUGACACAGUCUAAGCCUGCUUCACACCUGCCUCCCCCACCACAGCUCAGUCGCCAGCUCCAAAAUAGCCUUUUCUGCACUUAUUGGGGGUCUUUCAGCUGACAGCUCCAUGCUCCUGCCCUUACAGCUUAGCUCUGGCAAUUCUCCUCCCACUGUGCUGUUGAGGGAUCCAGCCUAAAUAGGGAUAACCAGGUCCCCCAACCUCUCCCGGGAUACUGUACAGUCAGAUGCCCUGACCUUGAGCCCCUACUUUCUGCUGCCUCACUAGAGAGAUCUGCCAUGAAAUAACAGCCUGAGAAGGUUGAGAGGAGAUGGUGGCAGAUGCCAGCUCAGCUAGAAAACAGCUUAUAACCUCAUGCCAGUACUUAACCAAGAUAUACCUACCUGGUCACAUCAAAUAGAGGCUUUGAUAGUAUAGUGGGGAGGGAGCUGCCUUGCAUGCG
This is a messenger RNA of Suncus etruscus (white-toothed pygmy shrew), 1200 nucleotides long. RefSeq names its product isopentenyl-diphosphate delta-isomerase 2-like. The coding region runs from base 1 to 771 and encodes 256 amino acids. Gene Ontology annotation, cellular component: cytoplasm. Gene Ontology annotation, biological process: isopentenyl diphosphate biosynthetic process; isoprenoid biosynthetic process. The record is from RefSeq and is a predicted model, not a curated record. Gene Ontology annotation, molecular function: isopentenyl-diphosphate delta-isomerase activity. The transcript is spliced from 4 exons. NCBI's taxonomy places the organism in Eukaryota, Metazoa, Chordata, Mammalia, Eulipotyphla, Soricidae.